Myodes glareolus (Bank vole) is the source of this 2776-nucleotide messenger RNA. The record is from RefSeq and is a predicted model, not a curated record. Lineage: Eukaryota; Metazoa; Chordata; Mammalia; Rodentia; Cricetidae.
GACUCACCUCUGCAUUGUCAGUCUCAGAGACAGAAAUUAGCCAGAUAGCUCUACUUUCAGUUUCAAACUAUUGCCAGGGACAAGGCCACCUUUUCUAGUUGAGUAGAAGGCUUUGAUUCACAAGACACAGGACCUCCCUUCUCUGCCCAGGUCUGUGAGUGUGCAUACUUAUGCAUGUGUUUCUAACAACUGUUUUCCAGGAAAUGGGAAUUUUGUGUCAAGUUAGGAAACUUCUAUAACUAUUUACACUGUAAGGUAAUUCUAGCCUAAGUGUUCAAGUAGAAUUGCUGAAUGAAAAGAGUAAUUUUCCUGUCUGAGGUGUUAAUAUUUUUUUAACAUAGUAUCAAGUGUCUAUUAUCAGGGCACGUGGACUGAAGAGUAAGAAGUUGUGUUGUUGAGGUAAGAAACUGUACCUCUUAAGCAAAAUCUCUUUUGUGGAUUAGGAGGGUAACAUUGGAAUGAGAAUUCUAAUGUCUAUUGAAGGUGCUUUUGCUUCUGAGAUAACACAACUUCACAGUCAAGAAGAGGCAACUUGUAUCCAAUUCAUCCAAUUAUCAUAAUCAAAUAUGAAUAAUAUCCAUUUUUAAAAUCCAUUUUAUUAAAUAGUUACUCUCUGGGAACACUGAUAAAUAAUAUAAAAUGUUACAAUAAAAACAUAUAUAAAAUUGCUGAUGAAAAUGGUAACUUUAUUGAUAGUGAUUAAUGGAAUAUUACUAAAAGAAACAAGAGAAUGUAUCACAAAAAUUCAUGUAUCUGACAUAAAUUUAUCUUACAAAAAAUGUGCAUCACCAAAUAAAAAUUAUAAAUGAAAAAUUGUACUUGCUAAUGUUAUACAUCAGGAAAUCAAAUAUUUUUAUCAAAUAUUUCAAUGUAAGUAAAUUAAAAAUAUUUAUUAUAUUUUUGUGGUAUUUAGAAAUAAUGAAUCUUUAUUUUAGAAAAAAUGUUAGUUAAUUUCUCCUAGUCUUGGAUGAACAGUCAUUUUCAUUAUUUCACAUUUAAGGGAAUUUUUUCUGUAUUUUACUUGUCCAAUAUUUCAUCUCAGUACAAAGAUAGUAGAACAAAUCCUGUAUAAUGUGCCUUAUUGUUCAAGAGUCUUUUGGACAUUACAGAAAUUAGAGCAGAGCCAGGAGUGGUGGCACAUGUCUUUAAUUCUAGCACUCAUGAGGCAGACACAGGGUAAAACUGGAAAAUCUGAAGCCAGUCUGGUCUAUAUUGUGAGUUCUAGGAUAGCUAGGGCUGCAUAUAGACACACGAUCUCAAAGCAAAUAGUUAAUUAAUUAUAUAACAAACCCCAGAACCUGGAUCUGUUCCUGAAGUAAAUGUGUCAUACUCAUCACACGAUGACUUCGACUCGUGAUCGAACGUCUCAGCACAGUUCAGGUAGAAACUUAUUCUUCAAAUGGCAAAAAGACCAUGAACUUGUGUCAGCUUGAAUUGUUUUCUCCAGAGAUGAGCAAAUACAAUAAUUACAAACUCAGGCCAACAAGCAGGAAUGCUUCUCCAGGGCAGCAGAAACAAAGAUCGGCACUACCUACCAGUAAACCCAGAGAAAAUGGUAUCAUAAGAAGAAACUUCCCUAUAGGAGAACUCAAAAUAUCUCCAUUGUUCGUUACCCGAAUCAUUGCUGCAGCCAUGGCAAUACGCUUCCUCAUUAUCACAUUGAUAUGGUUUACCAUUUUCCUAACUUUGUUAUGCAACAACGAGGUUCCAAUUUCUUCAAGAGAUGGUUUCUGUACCCAAUGCCCUGACGACUGGCUGUAUUAUAGAAACAACUGCUACCAGUUUUUUAAUGAGAGCAAAAGCUGGAACCAGAGCCAAGCUUCGUGUUUGUCUCAAAAUUCUACCCUUUUGAAGAUAUACAGUAAAGAGGACCAGGAUUUCUUUAAGCUGGUGAAGUCGUACCACUGGAUGGGACUAUUCCAAACUCAAGCAAAUGGCUCCUGGCAGUGGGAAGAUGGAUCCACUCUCUCACCCAACGAGUUAACAUUGGUGGAAAUGCAGAGAGGAUCCUGUGCUGUCUAUGGCUCCAGCUUUAAGGCCUACACAGAAGAUUGCUCAACUCUAAACACAUACAUCUGCAUGAAGAAGGCAGUGUAAGGACUUCAUUAACUUUCUUGGAAACAGCCAGGAUAAGAGAAGGGAUUAUCCCAGGAGAAAUUGGGACUAAAAGUAAAAGAGACCGAACAUACAUCCAACGCAAAACAGCAGGCCUUCGCCUUCCAGAAACAAGCCACAGAAAGAUGAGUUGAACAUUCGGUGUCCCAUAAAACAACGGACGCUAACUCAAAGAUCAUCAAGGUGGUCAUCCACACCUUUCUCCAAUCUGCUUAGAAUGUGGGGGAAAAGGCUCGAUUACAAAAUGGGCCCAACACAUGGGAGAGCUGAGAGAGUAGGAGAGGGCAGCCCCAUAGCACUCUGGCAGUUUAAACUCCAGCCCUGUAGAAAACAGCAGACUGCAUGGGGCUGCAGCAGAGAACCACAGGAUAGUCGGCACUGUUGCCAGCAAUGUUGUUAUCCCAGUGGUUGAAGAAAGCAGGCUUCUGUCUGGGUGGGCACGGUUUGAGUAAGGGCAAUAAGGACUGCUUUGGGAUCUUGAAGAUCUCAUGGAACUCGUCUUGCUGACUUUUGUGUUUUCUUGGGACUCCCCUACCCCUUCUGUCUUGUGUUUCCUGUUGAAAUGAUGCCUAUUGAAGGCCAGCCUCACCAUUGUAUUUUGAAAAGACAUGGCUUGUUUCACUUUACAAGUGACAACUAGAAAUGAAGUUUGACUGUCUGA